AUGGAGCUGGACAGCGUGGCCCGCGUCGUCAACGUGCACCUCCCCGCGUACCUGAAGCAGCUCCUGGUCCCCGAGAGCAGCUGCGCGUUCGCCCACUCACAGUUUCAGGAUGGCUUGGUGCUGCCCUUCCUCGGUGUACUUGCGCUGCUUCGUCCAUUCCUCCUCAAGAAAAACCAACAGAAAGACAGCUUGGAUCCCAACGUGGUGAAGGAAAGAAACACUGAAGAUCUGUGUCUUACCAAAGCAGCUUCUUGUAGGUGUCCGCGUUCCAGAACGUCUCCUGCUUGUGGUGGUUCACAUAAUAAACACAAUGAAUUGACAGGAGAUGGUGUGGGUCCGCUAAUCCUGCAGAUGAAAGAAGUAUAA
Messenger RNA from Equus quagga, 366 nucleotides. It is a transcript of the gene CISD2, whose product is annotated as CDGSH iron sulfur domain 2. Lineage: Eukaryota; Metazoa; Chordata; Mammalia; Perissodactyla; Equidae. Gene Ontology annotation, cellular component: intracellular membrane-bounded organelle; mitochondrial outer membrane. Gene Ontology annotation, molecular function: 2 iron, 2 sulfur cluster binding. Gene Ontology annotation, biological process: autophagy of mitochondrion; regulation of autophagy. The record is from RefSeq and is a predicted model, not a curated record.